UCGUGUUCAGUGAGUUGCGAGACCUGAGGGUGUUAAGACCUUGGGCGUAGACAUUGCUUGACAUACAUUUAUCAACAGUUGUGCUUUUGCUGUGUGAUACAAGGAAGCUAAGUAGGUGAACCUGUUGGCUUAGAGACUCAUUGGUAAAUAUGGUGUUUCAGCAUGGGCAAGAACCUUCAUCACCUUUGCCUCGUCCAGGCUUGCUGCUGACAAUGCCAGGAAACAAUGCCCUGUCACCAGACUCAGCUCUUGGAGCUGACAUAUUUGAUCACUUCUGCUCGGCUCAAACAUUCAAAAGUAUCUUGAGCCACUACAGAAGAUUAUGUGCGGCUUUGAAUCUGAAGUCUGGCAAGUUCCCAGUGUUUUAUCCUAAGCUUAAGUCAAAACUCAAGUCCUGGAAAGCUCAGGGACUCUUCUCGAAGUUUGACAAAAGAGCUUCUCACAAGUGCUACAGCAGAGGACUAGCAUGUGCCAAUACAAAGGUGCUGGUGAUUGGUGCCGGGCCGUGCGGCCUGCGUGCGGCGAUCGAAGCCCAACUUCUGGGAGCGCGUGUGGUCGUGCUGGAGAAACGCGACAGGUUCAGCCGCAACAACGUCCUCCACCUAUGGCCCAUGGUCAUUCACGACCUCAAGGCGCUUGGUGCCAAGAAGUUCUUCGGCAAGUUCUGCGCUGGUGCCAUCGACCACAUCAGCAUCCGGCAGCUGCAGUGCAUCCUGCUGAAGGUGGCGCUCCUGCUGGGGGUCGAGGUGUACGAGAACGUCGGCUACGAGGAGCUGGUGGAGCCGGCGGACGAGCGGACAGGCUGGCGCGCCCGGCUCAGCCCGCCCGAGCACCCGGCCGCCGACUUCCAGUUCGAUGUCCUGAUCGGCGCCGACGGCAAGAGAAACACGUUCAAAUGCUUUCGGCGCAAAGAGUUCCGCGGGAAGCUGGCCAUCGCCAUCACGGCGAACUUCGUGAACCGGCACACGGAGGCUGAGGCGCGCGUCGACGAGAUCUCCGGCGUCGCCUUCAUCUUCAACCAGAAGUUCUUCAAGGACCUGUACGCCGCCACCGGCAUCGACCUGGAGAACAUCGUCUACUACAAGGACGAGACGCACUACUUCGUCAUGACGGCCAAGAAACAGAGCCUGCUGGCCAAGGGCGUCAUCGUGGAGGACUUCGUGGACACGAACCGGCUGUUGUCGCCGGACAACGUGAACAGGGAGAAGCUGAUGCAGUACGCGCGCGAGGCGGCCGACUUCUCCACCGACCACCGGCUGCCGCAGCUGCCGUUCGCGCUCAACCACUACGGCCGCGAAGACGUGGCCAUGUUCGACUUCACCUGCAUGUAUGCCUCGCUGAACGCCGGCAAGGUGAUCGAGCGGUGCGGCCACAGGCUGUUGCUGCAGCUGGUCGGCGACAGCCUGCACGAGCCGUUCUGGCCGACGGGCAGUGGCUGCGCGCGCGGCUUCCUGUCCUGCUUCGACGCGGCCUGGCAGAUGCGUGCCUGGGCUAACCCGCGCGUCACGACGCUCGAGUGUCUGGCCGAGCGCGAGUCCAUCUACCGGCAGCUGGCGCAGACGACGCCGCGCAACCUCAGCUGCGAGUACGGCGGCUACACCCUCGACCCGCGCACCAGGUACCCGAAUCUGAACCGGACGUCGGUGAGCCCGUACCAGGUGUGCGCGCUGGUCGACACCGACUGCCCGGAGGCGCUGCAGCAGCAGCUGACGGUCGCCGACGAGGACGGUGGCGGCCGGCCGGCCAAGAAGCGUCGCAAGGAACCCAUCCACCCGGACAUGCUGCUUAAGUGGUGCCAGAAGCAGCUGGCGCUCACCGACAUCCGCGUCACCGACCUCACCGGCGACUUCAAGUCAGGGCUGGCGCUGUGCGGCAUCCUGCACAAGUACCGGCCGGACCUGCUGGAGCUGUCGGCGCUGAGGCCGGACGACCCGCUGGCCAACAACCAGCUGGCCUUCGAGCUGCUGGAGCGCGAGCUGGGCGUGCCGCCGGUGAUGAGCGCCCAGCAGAUGGCCGCCUGCAGCACGCCCGACCGGCUGGCCAUGCUCAGCUAUCUCAGCCAGGUGUACGACGCGCUGCACGGCGAGAUCCCCUACGUCAAGCCCAAGAUCGCCGAGCUGCUGCGGGACGAGCCAGAGUCGGGCCGGCGCUCCUCGGCCGGCCGCACCAUCCCCGACGGCCGGCGCAGCUCCCUCAGCGAGAACCACCGCAAGCAGCGCAAACGCAAGAGCGACGCCGUCAAGGACAAGGGUCGUGUCAUACAGGACCUCAAGAAGGACAUCAAGCAAGCGGCCGGUCCUGAGCUCACCAAGAAGGAGGAGUUCGCCACCAAGAUUAAGGAUCUGGAGGCCAAGUUUAAGGGCCAGUACCAGCCGCCUGACAAAAAGCCCAAGGACUUGUCACGCGCCAUCGGCCGCAUCGAGAAAACCGACUGGAACCUGCAGCAGAUCGAGAAGAAGAUCGAGGACAGCAAGCGCGUGCACGUGAACCGCGACCGCGACCAGACCGUGCCCAUGUGGAGCAAGGACAUGUUCGAUGACAAGUACCAGGCCAUGCGCAACUUGUCGGAGCGCGGCACGGUGGCGCCCGAGACGCUGCGCAAGUACGCCGACAUCGACCAGCACCUGCGCCGACUGGAGCUCAAGCUGCGCGAGGGCACCACGCGCGACGUGGGCCAGCGCGGCUCCAACCGCGUCUCACAGAUGGCGCAGCAGUUCCUGGCGCGUGACCGGCUGCCGCUGGAGAAGGAGAAGACGGACGCCGGCGCGACGGAGGCCUGCCACUUCUGCGGCGAGCGCGUCUACCUGGUGGAGCGUAUGUCGGCAGAGGCCAAGUUCUUCCACCACAACUGCUUCCGCUGCGAGUACUGCGGCGCCGUGCUCAAGAUGAUGAACUACGCAUACGACCAGGACUCGGCCCGCUUCUUCUGCAUGCCCCACUUCGGCCUACACUCGCUGGUCAAGUACAAGUACCAGCGCAAGGGCGCCCCGGAGGAGCCCGCCGACGCGCCCGACAAGCCGCAGACGCUGUCGGUGGCGCCGGCGUCGGCGGCGCUGCGCGGCGCCACGCCUGAGCGGGCCGAGUUCGAGAACAGCGUGGUGGUGCAGUCCGAGGAGGAGGGCCUCUCCGAGAUGGACGAGGAUGAGUGGACCGACCACAACUUCGGCAUGUCGGCCUGCCGAGCUCACCAGCGAGGACGUACUCGACGAGGAGGACAGCGACGAGAACGACCUGUCGUCGUCCGGCGACGACGAGUACGAGGCGCCGCUGGACGAGGACGAGGCGCUGCGGCUGGCCGAACGCUGGCGGCGCCGGCACUCGCAGGACGCGCUGGACGAGCCCAGCGACCUGUACGAGUCGGACGGCGUGGACCGCGACGGAGACGACUCGGACACGGCCACGGACACGGACGCGGUCUGAUCUGGCACCCCUCUGACCUGGCCCUAGAUUCGGACACGGCCACGCAGUCGGAGACGGAGGACGACGCGUCGGCCCGGCAACGGCGCCAGCAGGAGCUGCACCUGGCCGAGGACGUGCUCAAGUCACGCAACCGCAGUAGCAAGCAUGGCGACACCAGCGAUACCGAGACGUCCUCCGACUCGGACUCGUCCUCGGAGACAUCCUCGGAGGACGAGGACGCCACCGAGGUGGCCACCGACUCGGAGUUUGACGACGCGCCUGUGUCGGCGUCGCUGCCGCUGCCGACGAUCGUCAUCGAAAACUCGGCUGUCAGCGACGCCGCGUCGCCGCCGGUGACGCCCGAGCCCGGCCGGCGGCCGGAGCCGAUCGGCGCCGAGCAGCAGAGCGGCGGCACACCGGACCCGGCGGCGGCGGCGGCGGCGGCGCCGGUGCCAGUGCCGGCGCGGGCACCGGGCGGGCCUGCCCGCACCGCCGCCAAACCCAAGCCCAAGCCCACCGCUGCGGAGGGCACCAAACAGGUGCCGGCCAAGGUCAGGGCCAAGACGAUCGAGAACACCAACGCACGCCCGCGCGCCGCCGCGCCCCAGAAGCAGCCAGAGCCGAAGCCGGCGGCCGUAGAGGAGGAAGAGGAGGAAGACUCGGUGGCGAAAAUAAUCCGCGAGGCGCGCAAAAGCGCGCUGCCGCACCGGCCCUACCUGAUCCAGCGCACUGAGUCAAGCGAGGCAAUCGCCUGGAAGAGCUCGCUGGAGCUGAAGCGCAAAUACCUGACGGAGCAGGCGGCGCCGUACGCGCCCAGCAAGUCGCAGUCGACCACCGACCUCGACAGCCGCGUCAAAACCUUCAUGAGCCGCAUCUCGGAGACGCAGAAGCUGCUGGGCGCGCGGCCGGCGGCGGCGCCGGCCGCGCCGCGGCCUCCCGCGGGCGCCGACUCGGCCGAGGUGGAGGAGAGUCUGACGGACGUCUCGGCGGUUGAGUCGCCCAGCGACAGGUUGGAGCCGGCCCCGAAGCUGGAUGACACGCGGGCUGACUUUGACGCCCUGCUGGAGAACCUGGACGUCACCGUGCUGCAGGGCAAGUUCGACGGCCUGUGCGAGGAGCCGCCAGCCGCGCCGCCGCCCGACUCGCUCGACUCGCCGGCCGAGUCGGCGGCGCGCGACGCCACCGAGCUGGACCUGUCCGACUGGGCGCACGAGUCGGAGGUGGGCAGCGUGGCCGACGUACCGCGCCACUUCCAGAUCGACGACCGCUUCGUGACGAAGCGGCGCGGCGGCGGCGCGUGCGCCGAGCGUGCCAACCUGGCCACGCUCAGCGACUUCGAGGACGUGCCCGACCUGCCUGAGGACUCGCCCAGCGAGCCGGCCGCGCCGCCCGCGCGCGAUGAGCUCGACGAGCUGGAUUUCGCCGACAACAGUGCCAGCGGCGAGGAGGGCGGCGGCGCGGCCGCCGAACCACUGCCGCCGAUCAGAAACCUCGGUCACUGUGAGUACGUGUUCCCGGAGGAGAUGGCGGCCGGCACCGGUGGCGCGAGCGCGCGCUUGCUGCUGCAGCGCAGCCCCACCGACUCGGCGAUCGUGGUGGGGCAGCGGCCGGCCGGCGCGCGCGCCCAGCAGGGCAGCGUAGUGCGUGACCUGGUGCUGAGUCGCGUCAAGUCGCCCCGACCGGAGCGGGCGGCGGUGGCGGCGUCGGACGCGGCCAGCCCCGACCUCUCGAGCAGCCGCUCACUGUCGCGUAGCCCCGAGCGGCCCGGGCCCGAGGGACGCUCGGACACGGGCAGCGCCGGCCACGACACCAAGAAGAAGCGCGAGCGGCGCAAGAGCAUCAUCCAGGCCAUCUCGGACAUCUUCAAAUCGGGGGACAAGAAGGAGAAGCCGUCCAGCCCGCCGCCCGAGCGCGUGCUGUCGGCCAGCCCGCCGCGAACGCCGUUCGUCAAGGCCAACUCUGUCCGGGACAAGCUCGGCCUCCGGCUGAAGAAGGUCAAGGACCGGAAGUCGGAUGGCGGUGGUGCGGCGGCGGCGACUCGGGAGCCGGAGGAGGGACGGACGCCCGGCCCGGACCCGGCCGUCACGCAGAGCCCAGACUCGUCGCUCGACUGCUCGCAGUACAGCGAGGUGACGUCGCCUCAGGGCACGCUCAGCCGCCGCUCCAAGACGAGCCGCGCCGCCAAACACGCCGAGAUGCGCCGGCUGCAACGGGCGCAGGAGCUGCAGCGCGAGCUGGACGAGGUGGAGGUGCGCCAGCGCGACCUGGAGCGGCGCGGCGUGGCCGUCGAGAAGGCCAUCAGGGGAGAGGGGCAGGCCGCCGGAGACGACGAGGCGGCCCUGAUGCACGAGUGGUUCGACCUGGUGCACGAGCGCAGUCUGUUGGUGCGGCGCGACCAGCUGCUGCAGCUGCAGGUGCGCGAGCUCGAGCUGGAGGACCGCCACGACCGACUGCAGCUGGAGCUGCGCGAGCGCAUGGCGACGCGCGACUCGCAGAAAACGCCCGGCGACAUUGACCGCGAGCGCGAAGUGGUGACGGCGCUGCUGGAGAUCGCCGAGCAGCGGCGCGCCCUGCGCCGCGCGAUGGACGACGAGCAGGAGAGACUGCGCGCCGAGUGCGAGUCGGCCGAGAGUCGGCGCCUGCCGCUGGCCGCCUCGGCCGCCGGACCGGCCGAGUCCACCGUGUAG
Messenger RNA from Pollicipes pollicipes, 6086 nucleotides. Its product is annotated as protein-methionine sulfoxide oxidase mical3a. Lineage: Eukaryota; Metazoa; Arthropoda; Thecostraca; Pollicipedomorpha; Pollicipedidae. Gene Ontology annotation, molecular function: protein binding. The coding region runs from base 150 to 6086 and encodes 1978 amino acids. The transcript has 31 exons. The record is from RefSeq and is a predicted model, not a curated record.